AUGCAUCCGAUUCAAAAACCGACGGCUGCCUUUCAAAUUAUACACAUGGAUAUAACAGGCAAAAUGGGAACAUCUGACGACCGACAUACGUUGGCCGCCUUAAAACGUACGGUUUACCUAUUUGGUACUCCAGUGCAAGUAGUGGUCGACGGUGGAAGAGAGUUUUUAGGUGAAUUUAAAACUUACUGCGACCGGGUAGGAAUAGAUAUCCACGCUAUAGCACCAGGAGUCAGCCGAGGAAAUGGGCAAGUAGAACGUGUUGUAGCCACACUAAAAAAUACUCUAAUCAUGAUCAAGAACUAUGAAACAGAAGAGUGGCACACAACGCUUGAAGAACUUCAGCUGGCACUAAACUGCACUUCUCAUCGUGUGACGGGAGUGGCUCCACUUACUUUACUCACCCAGCGAAGACAUUGUGUUCCUUCAGACUUGCUCACUCUUAUGUCACAUAAUGCAGAACAAGACGGUAAACGCUUCAAUUCAAGAAAAGCAAGGAUCCGUCAGUUCCAACGAGGUUCAGGGCGUCCAAGAAAAGUUGCACAUGAUCAACUCCGUCGGGCACCUCAACCUGGAGACCAGAUAACCGUAUCGGCGGAAGAAGACAACUCUCCAGCAUCAGCCAACGAGCCUAUACCAUCUACUUCGCGAGCCAAUAUUGUCGAACAACAAACUCAUGAGUCAUGA
This is a messenger RNA of Nymphalis io (European peacock), 684 nucleotides long. RefSeq lists its product as uncharacterized. Bases 1 to 684 code for a protein of 227 amino acids. Gene Ontology annotation, biological process: DNA integration. Gene Ontology annotation, molecular function: nucleic acid binding. NCBI's taxonomy places the organism in Eukaryota, Metazoa, Arthropoda, Insecta, Lepidoptera, Nymphalidae. The transcript has a single exon. The record is from RefSeq and is a predicted model, not a curated record.